This is a messenger RNA of Momordica charantia (bitter melon), 979 nucleotides long. RefSeq names its product ATPase, F0 complex, subunit B/B', bacterial/chloroplast (gene PDE334). Gene Ontology annotation, biological process: proton motive force-driven ATP synthesis. Lineage: Eukaryota; Viridiplantae; Streptophyta; Magnoliopsida; Cucurbitales; Cucurbitaceae. The record is from RefSeq and is a predicted model, not a curated record. Gene Ontology annotation, molecular function: proton-transporting ATPase activity, rotational mechanism.
AGAACAGCCUUAUCAAUUUGUGUGGCGAAGAAUGAGAUAGCGAUACGAUACCCCCAAUCAACGAGCGUCUUCCCCUUUCCAUCCGAUUUCUCCACCGCAUUGCCGCUCCCACACUCUGCUUCCAGAUCCGCCAUUAGCAUCUCACUCAAAGCUCAAGCUCAAGCUCAGUAGCCAUGGCGAACGUGAUCAUGGCCUCUUCGAAGCCCCUCUCCCCACCUUCCAUCUCCACCAAGCCAAAAUUCGCUCUCCCCCUCCCCAAAACCCUAAACCAAUUACUCCUUAGAAAGCCCCAAUUCGCGGCCCUCUCAUCCUCCACUCUCAAAUCCCUCUCCCUCUUCGCCGCCACAUCGCUCUCCUUCGCGCCCCCUUCCCUCGCCGAGGAAAUCGAGAAGGCCGCCCUGUUCGACUUCAACCUCACUCUCCCCAUCAUGAUGGCCCAGUUCCUGCUCCUCAUGGUCGCCCUCGACAAGAUCUACUUCUCCCCUCUCGGCAAGUUCAUGGACGACAGAGACGCCGCCAUCAAGGAGAAGCUCAACAGCGUCAAGGACACCUCCGGGGAGGUCAAGCAGCUGGACGAGCAGGCCGCCGCCGUCAUGAGGGCAGCCAGGGCAGAGAUUUCCGCCGCCCUUACUAAGAUGAAGAAGGAAACUCAGGCGGAGGUGGAGCAGAAGCUUGCGGAGGGCAGGAAGAGAAUUGAUGCGGAGUUGCAGGAGGCGUUGGCCAAUUUGGAGAAUCAGAAGGAGGAGACCAUUAAAUCCCUCGACGCCCAAAUCGCCGCUCUCAGCGACGAGAUCGUCAAGAAGGUCCUUCCCGUUUAAAUCCAUUUCUCUUCCCUAGGGCUCAAAUUUGGAAUACCAAUCCUUCAUUUGGGUUUUUUGGUCACAUCUGGUAUUAUAAUUUCUACUUCUUUUGUAAUCACUCUGCCUUGUAACAAUUGAAUGUAUAAACAAUUAAACAUGCUCUUUUUUCCCUCUUUUCA